Messenger RNA from Papilio polytes (common Mormon), 1822 nucleotides. It is a transcript of the gene Prp19, whose product is annotated as pre-mRNA-processing factor 19. Gene Ontology annotation, cellular component: U2-type catalytic step 1 spliceosome; Prp19 complex; cytoplasm. The record is from RefSeq and is a predicted model, not a curated record. Gene Ontology annotation, molecular function: ubiquitin protein ligase activity; protein binding. Bases 147 to 1649 code for a protein of 500 amino acids. Gene Ontology annotation, biological process: mRNA splicing, via spliceosome; DNA repair; protein ubiquitination. The transcript has 7 exons. Lineage: Eukaryota; Metazoa; Arthropoda; Insecta; Lepidoptera; Papilionidae.
CGUCGACCACAGAGCAUCAAAUUACAACAUCCGUCAUUCAACAAACUCUAUUUGAUUAAUAGAAUUUACAAGUUUAGUGAUUUGUAUUUUGUUAAUUGAAUGUUAAGCAAUUCUAGUGAUAAAAUUUUCUUUAAGCUGGAUUUAAUAUGGCCCUAUGUUGUGCAAUAUCAAAUGAAGUGCCAGAAGUCCCAGUUGUUUCUCCGUCGUCGGGAGCAGUGUUCGAGAGACGUAUUAUAGAAAAAUAUAUAAUUGAAAAUGGCGUGGAUCCAAUUAGCGGGAAAGAGUUAAAAGUGGAGGAUCUUAUUGAAAUUAAAACACCGCCAAUAGUAAAGCCGAAGCCCCCAAGUGCCACAUCUAUCCCGGCCACACUGAAGAGCAUGCAGGAUGAGUGGGAUGCCCUGAUGUUGCACACAUUCACACAGCGCCAGCAGCUGCAGACUGCUAGACAGGAGCUGAGCCAUGCACUAUACCAGCACGAUGCGGCGUGCCGAGUCAUCGCACGCCUCACCAAGGAGGUGACGGCGGCGCGCGAGGCCCUCGCCACGCUCAAGCCGCAAGUGGCUGUUGUCGCGCCGCAGCCCACCCAUGCGCCGGAAGCGGCGGCGGCGGGCGGCGGCGGCGCGGCGGCGGUGGGCAUGUCGGGCGAGGUGGUCUCGCGGCUACAGGAACGCGCCACCGCGCUCACGCAGGAGCGCAAGCGCCGCGGCCGCACCGUGCCCGAGGGACUGCUGCCCCCCGAUCAGAUACGCUCCUUCCUCACACUCGCUUCCCAUCCGGGUCUGCACUCUGCGAGUGUGCCGGGUAUCCUGGCCCUGGACAUCAACCCCUCGGACCAGAGUCGGCUGCUGACGGGCGGCAACGACCGCAACGCGACCGUCUUCAACAAGGACACGGAGCAGGUCGUCGCCAUCCUGAAGGGGCACACCAAGAAGGUGACGCGCGUCAUCUACCACCCCGACGAGGACACCGUCAUCACCGCCUCCCCCGACCACACCAUACGCGUCUGGAACGUGCCCACAUCACAAACAUCUGUAAUCCUGCGGUCGCACGAGGGCCCGGUGACGGGGCUGUCGCUGCACCCGACCGGCGACUACGUGCUGUCCACCUCCACGGACCAGCACUGGGCGUUCUCCGACAUCCGCACCGGCGCCCUGCUCACCAAGGUUAGCGACUCCUCCGGCGUCAGCCUCACCACCGCGCAGUUCCAUCCCGACGGCCUCAUCUUCGGCACGGGUACCGAGAACUCGCAGGUCAAGAUUUGGGACCUGAAGGAGCAGAGCAACGUGGCCAACUUCCCCGGCCACGUGGGACCCGUCACUUCGAUAUCGUUCUCGGAGAACGGUUACUACCUUGCGACGGCGGCGGAGGACGCAUGCGUCAAGCUUUGGGAUCUGCGCAAGCUGAAGAACUUCAAGACGAUCCAGCUGGAGGAGGGGUACGUGAUCAAGGAGCUGUGCUUCGACCAGAGCGGCACCUACCUGGCCAUCGCGGGCAGCGACGUGCGCGUCUACCUCUGCCGCCAGUGGCAGGAGCUGAAGGUGUUCAACGACCACACCGCCUCCGCCACCGGCGUGCGCUUCGGCCGCCACGCGCACUACCUCGCCUCCACCAGCAUGGACCGCACGCUCAAACUCUACGGACUCGAGUGACACUCGCCGUGGCUUAUGUAACCCGAAAUCUCCUCGUUGUCGUCGUAAGGUAGGGAGAUAUUAACAUUUUAUGAACCCACUUUUCAUCACAGCUGUUAAUGAUGAAUUGGACCAAUGUGGCGAAAUGUGAAGCCAGAGUAUGUAAUUUAAGAAUUAAUACUGAACAUUUUUUA